Molecule: messenger RNA, 1023 nt
Organism: Anopheles coustani
Lineage: Eukaryota; Metazoa; Arthropoda; Insecta; Diptera; Culicidae
Product: guanine nucleotide-binding protein subunit beta-1
Exons: 1
Coding region: 1-1023 (340 amino acids)
Biological process (GO): G protein-coupled receptor signaling pathway
Cellular component (GO): cytoplasm; heterotrimeric G-protein complex
Molecular function (GO): protein binding; signaling receptor complex adaptor activity
Source: RefSeq, a predicted model, not a curated record
AUGAACGAGCUGGAAGCGCUACGGCAGGAGGCGGAAACGCUGAAGAACGCCAUCCGCGAUGCGAGGAAGGCGGCCUGCGACACGUCGCUCGUGCAGGCGACGAACAAUCUCGAACCGAUCGGGCGAAUACAAAUGCGCACACGGCGCACCCUGCGCGGCCAUCUGGCAAAGAUCUACGCCAUGCACUGGGGCAGCGACUCGCGCAACCUGGUGUCGGCCUCGCAGGACGGCAAGCUGAUCGUAUGGGACUCGCACACCACGAACAAGGUGCACGCGAUCCCGCUGCGCUCGUCCUGGGUGAUGACGUGCGCGUACGCCCCGUCCGGGAACUUCGUGGCGUGCGGUGGCCUGGACAACAUCUGCUCGAUCUACAACCUGAAGACGCGCGAGGGCAACGUGCGCGUGUCGCGGGAGCUCCCGGGUCACACGGGUUACUUGUCGUGCUGUCGCUUCCUGGACGACAAUCAGAUCGUGACCAGCUCGGGAGACAUGUCCUGCGGGCUGUGGGACAUCGAGACGGGCCAGCAGUGCACCUCGUUCCUCGGCCAUACCGGCGACGUGAUGGCCCUGUCGCUGUCGCCGCAGUUCCGCGUGUUCGUGUCGGGGGCGUGCGACGCCUCGGCGAAGCUGUGGGACAUCCGCGAGGGUCAGUGCAAGCAGACAUUCCCGGGGCACGAGAGCGACAUCAACGCGGUCACCUUCUUCCCGAACGGGCACGCGUUCGCGACCGGCUCGGACGACGCCACCUGCCGGCUGUUCGACAUCCGCGCCGACCAGGAGCUGGCGAUGUACUCGCACGACAACAUCAUCUGCGGCAUCACGUCCGUCGCGUUCUCCAAAUCCGGCCGGCUGCUGCUCGCCGGCUACGACGACUUCAACUGCAACGUCUGGGACACGAUGAAGGCGGAGCGGGCGGGCAUUCUGGCCGGACACGACAACCGGGUGUCCUGCUUAGGGGUCACGGAGAACGGUAUGGCCGUCGCGACCGGCUCCUGGGACUCGUUCCUGCGCGUGUGGAACUAA